Messenger RNA from Paramecium tetraurelia, 420 nucleotides. RefSeq lists its product as uncharacterized. The transcript has a single exon. NCBI's taxonomy places the organism in Eukaryota, Ciliophora, Oligohymenophorea, Peniculida, Parameciidae. The record is from RefSeq and is a predicted model, not a curated record.
AUGGCUUCUGCAAAUUAACAAUUUUCUUUUUUCCAAGAAUAUGCCCUUAAGAAAAUACAGUUUGUGGUGGACAAUAUUAGAUACGAGUUUGAUAACCAUAAAAUGUUAUGGUCAACUGAUGUUAUUGAGGAAGAUGAUAAUCCAGAUGAUGAGGUGAAUAAGGAACAACUGAAAAAGAGAGGAUUAAAAUAAAUAGAGUUGAGAGAAUAAGUAAGAUAGAAUGAACACACCAUUUCUAAAUUAGCAUCAGAGAUUCAGUUGCUGAAUGAUAAUAUAAAUAAAUAUUAAGAAAAAUUAUAACAAAGUCAAGCAGAAUAGAAUCAAUUAAUAGAUGAGUACAUUCAUGAGCAUUUAGAAACUGAGAAGAUUAAGGGUGCCAGAGAGAGAUUGGAUAAACUCAAACGUGAGUUGGGACUAUGA